Molecule: messenger RNA, 504 nt
Organism: Striga asiatica
Lineage: Eukaryota; Viridiplantae; Streptophyta; Magnoliopsida; Lamiales; Orobanchaceae
Source: the annotation of a GenBank genome assembly
AUGCAUAUUGGGCUGAGUAGUGAUAUGGGAGGUGGGGGUUGGGUGUUUGGAGUGACUGGCAGCGGUUGUUUUCCGGCUGCUAAACCACAUGUCCACCUUCCGCUUCUUUUCUCCGGUAGCCUCGUCGGUGAUGAGCCAGAAAUCGAGGUUCAGAUGCUUGAAGUUAAGCGUAAGCUUGUCCCUGGGAACCUUCAACUUGAUCUACAAGCCAUCGGGGAUGUGCCGCUCAUGAAAAAAAAAAAAGAAAUAAUUUUAAGUAAAGUGAAGUCAAAUCACCGCCUGCUCAUGAAAGGGCUCCGCUGCAAUGGAUGGCAGAGGCGAGUUGUCGAAAGCAAACAGAUUAAAGGAAUCUUACCAGUUGCAUCUAAAGCGAGUUGCGGUCGAAAAGGAGUUGCUGCCCACAUCGGGUGCUUGGUGGAGUCGCAAUGGAGACGCCAGCGUGGAGACGAGUGGAAAGUCUGGACGAGCGAAGGUCUACAUGACUCGCCAGUAGAGCAUUUAUAG